Tympanuchus pallidicinctus (lesser prairie-chicken) is the source of this 5145-nucleotide messenger RNA. RefSeq names its product ret proto-oncogene (gene RET). Gene Ontology annotation, biological process: homophilic cell-cell adhesion; positive regulation of kinase activity; protein phosphorylation. NCBI's taxonomy places the organism in Eukaryota, Metazoa, Chordata, Aves, Galliformes, Phasianidae. Gene Ontology annotation, molecular function: transmembrane receptor protein tyrosine kinase activity; calcium ion binding; ATP binding. The coding region runs from base 498 to 3806 and encodes 1102 amino acids. The record is from RefSeq and is a predicted model, not a curated record. The transcript has 21 exons. Gene Ontology annotation, cellular component: axon; membrane; signaling receptor complex.
ACCUCUGCAGUGCCUGUCUCGUGGAUUAAUGGCAGAAUUUAGUCUCCCUGCAUGUUAACAUGCGCUGCUCUCUCAGCAGCAAUAAAUUCACACAAAACUACCAGCAGUUCACCAAAAACAUUGAGUCCUGUGCUCUCUCGAUUCACCUCAGGUGCACCAUGCCUGAGAAUUCGUAUGAGUAAGUCUCCUUGAUGACUAGUGCACGAGAAGAGGCAUAUUACUGCUUUAAUUACUUAUAAUGAAGGAUCACGGGAUGGUGAUGUCAUCAUUUUAAGACUUGCUAUGUCUAAGUGCACUGCCAGGAAGAGAAAAGAUGAAUGAUGAUUUAUAUAUCUUGGAUAAAAUUCAGGAAAAACAAAGAGGAGUAUUAUAUUAGCCAAACGAUGGAGAUUAAAUCUUUGGGUUGGAUGCCAGAAAGUUACCAGUUCCACCACUACUCCUGACACUGACUUCUGGGACUCGAAUUAAGAUACAUGUUGCUGAUCAUGAAAUGAAAAAUGUAUGGGCAAUCUUCAUUCUCAUAUUUCCUCACAGCUUCCUUUGGUCUGUACUUUCCCAGAAAGGAGUACUCAGAGAAUGUCUACAUUGACCAACCAGCAGGUACACCUCUCCUGCGCAUCCACGCCUUGAGGGAUUCCCAUGGAGAAUCAGCCCACUUUCAUCUGUGCCAGAAUCUCAUCAUUUCUCGAGCAAGAUCCCAUGAAAAUCACUGGUUUCAAAUCAGAGAAAAAAUGGGACUUCUCUACCUCAGCAAGAGCCUAGAUAGAGAAGACUUUAACAUGCUGUCUGUAGGAAACUGGAUGCCAUUAUCAAAGGUGAUGCUGUAUGUCUUCCUCUCGUCCCACCCUUUCCAAGAGAAGGAAUGUGACUCUGCUACUCGUACCACAGUUGUCCUCUCUUUGAUCAAUGCUACUGCACCGGCUUGCAGUUCAAUGACAGCAAGGCAGCUUUGCUUCACAGAAAUGGAUCUCUCAUUUCACAUCAAGGAGAAUAAACCUCCUGGUACAUUUCAUCAGCUCCAGCUACCCUCAGUUCAUCAUCUGUGUCAGAAUCUCAGCAUUACCUACAAACUGUUGGCAGCCGAAGGCCUGCCUUUUCGGUACAAUGAGAACAGCACCGGUGUGAGUGUAACACAGCGCCUAGAUCGAGAGGAGAGAGAGAGAUACGAGCUGAUCGCCAAAUGCACCGUGAGAGAAGGCUUCAGGGAAAUGGAGGUUGAGGUGCCCUUCCUCAUCAAUGUGUUAGAUGAAGAUGACUCUCCUCCCUUCCUUCCCAACGGCACUGACACUGCAGAUGCUGUCGUGGAGUUCAACAGAAAAGAGGGAACUGUCCUUGCAACGCUAACUGUGUAUGAUGCAGACACCACACCCAUUUAUCCCCUUGAAAGCAGCAGAAAGAAAUACACAGGAACAAUAAUUACUGACGAUCCAUGGAUAAAUGAAACAUUUCGGGUGGAGCACAUUUUUGAAGAAAUCCACUUUAGCCCAAAUGGCAGCCAAGUGAGGGGAACUCAACAUGAAUACAAACUGGUACUGAAUAAAAGUAUUUCAGUCACAGAGCAUCGUUCCUUCCAGUUGGAUGUUUUGGUGAACGACACAGAAUUUAAUGGCCCAGAAAGAUCAGUGAUGCUUCAUUUCAAUGUCUCCAUACUUCCUGUCAGCAUUCAGUUUCCAAACACAACUUAUCGCUUCACAGUAAACCGAAAUGCUCAACGUUUUGCACAAAUAGGAAAAAUCUGCAUCGAAAACUGUAUGAAAUUCCGUGGUGUGAACAUCACCUACAAGUUGCUGUCCCCCAAUGUAAGCUGCUAUGCUGUUGGCAUACUUCAAGGCCGAGAAGAUAAAUAUGGAAGCAUUUAUGUGAAUGAUUCCUCUGUGCUGCUUAGACCCGAAUGCAAAGAAAUACAAUACACUGUUCAAGCUACAGACAAGCAGAGCAGGAAACACACCAAAACCCUCCUCACUGUUGUAUUAGAAGGAACUGUUUUUAAAAAAGAAGAGGACUGCCCUGACUCUUGUGCUAUGAGUAAGCACCUUGCUGAAUGUGAAGAGUGUGGUGGCCUGGGAGCGCUAACAGGAAGAUGCCAGUGGAGACAGGGGAGUGGAAAAGGAAUCACCACAAACUAUUCCACAUGCACCCCAAGUAUCAAGACUUGUCCAGAUGGCACCUGUGAUAUCGUGGAGAGCAAAGAUCCAGCUAUUUGCCCCCAGGAUUGCACAAAUGGAAAUAUUAUUGGUGGUCAUGGGAAAGGCACUGGAAAUCUUGGAAUUAAGUCAGGACAUGGGAUUUGUUACUGCUUCCCGAGACAGAACUGUUACUGUGAGAAAGAUGAUAUCAAGGAGCAAUUUUGUGAUGAAGUGUGCAAGACUGUGAUAGCAGGGGCAGUGCUGUUGUCCUUCAUCAUCUCUGUGCUGCUUUCUUCCUAUUUCAUCCAUCGCUACCACAAGAAUUCUCCAAAACCACCUAUUGCCUCUGCAGAAAUGACAUUCCGGCGCCCAGCCCAAUCGUAUCCCAUCAGUUAUUCUUCUACUAAUGUCCGUCGGCCUUCUUUAGACUCCAUGGAGAACCAGGUGUCAGUAGACACCUUUAAGAUACCGGAAGAUCCAAAGUGGGAAUUCCCUCGGAAGAACCUGGUUCUAGGCAAGACUCUUGGAGAAGGAGAAUUUGGAAAGGUUGUCAAGGCGACAGCUUUCAGGCUCAAGGGGAGAGCUGGCUAUACUACUGUGGCAGUGAAAAUGCUAAAAGAAAAUGCUUCCCAGAGCGAGCUGCGAGAUCUGCUUUCAGAGUUCAACCUUUUGAAACAGGUGAACCAUCCUCAUGUCAUCAAACUUUACGGAGCCUGCAGUCAAGAUGGCCCGCUCUAUUUAAUUGUGGAAUAUGCUAAAUAUGGCUCCUUGCGCAGUUUUCUCAGGGAAAGUCGAAAAGUGGGACCAAGCUACGUGGGUAGUGAUGGCAACAGGAAUUCGAGUUAUUUGGAUAACCCCGAUGAGAGAGCUUUAACAAUGGGAGAUCUGAUAUCAUUUGCAUGGCAGAUAUCACGAGGAAUGCAGUACCUGGCAGAAAUGAAGCUUGUCCAUCGUGACUUAGCAGCCAGGAAUGUUCUGGUGGCCGAAGGGCGCAAAAUGAAGAUCUCUGAUUUUGGCCUAUCCCGUGAUGUAUAUGAAGAAGAUUCGUAUGUCAAGAGGAGCAAGGGUCGGAUACCUGUUAAAUGGAUGGCCAUAGAAUCCCUAUUUGAUCAUAUCUAUACAACACAAAGUGACGUGUGGUCGUUCGGAGUUCUGCUCUGGGAGAUUGUAACUUUGGGAGGCAAUCCCUACCCAGGUAUUGCUCCUGAAAGACUCUUUAACCUCCUAAAAACAGGCUAUAGAAUGGAGAGACCAGAAAACUGCAGUGAAGAAAUGUACAACCUGAUGCUGCGCUGCUGGAAGCAAGAACCAGAUAAAAGACCAACAUUUGCUGAGAUCAGCAAGGAGCUAGAGAAAAUGAUGGUGAAGAGUAGGGACUACUUAGAUCUUGCGGCUUCCACCCCUUCUGAUUCCUUGCUUUAUGAUGAUGGGCUCUCAGAAGAGGAGACACCUCUCGUGGACUGUAAUAAUGCUCCCCUCCCUCGAACCCUUCCUUCCACAUGGAUUGAAAACAAACUCUAUGGCAUGUCAUACCCGAACUGGCCUGAGGAGAGUCCCGUUCCACUCACAAGAUUCGAUGGCACUAACUCUGUGUUUUCAAGAUAUGCAAAUGAUAGUGUUUAUGCUAACUGGAUGGUUUCACACUCAGCGGCAAAAUUUGUGGACAAGUUUGAUAGCUAAAAUUUUCUUUGUGAAAGGUAAUGGACUCAUGAGGGGAACAAACAUGCAAAGAAUGGAAAGUCCAUUGGCUCGUUCUUUGUACAGUCAACAACCUUUAGAUUGGCAAACUUUUAUUGGUAGUUUUUAAAGUGUGUUAUUAAUGAUGAAAGCUAUAAUUGGUGAUUUCCCCUUUCAGAAAGCAUAUCAAGCUGGAUAAGAGUUGUAGUUCCAGUACUUCUUUUUAGAUUGCCACUUCGCAUAGGGUUCCAUUUGCCAACUUCUUAGUGCAAAUGGCUCUGCACUUCAUUCUCACAGUUUUUUAGAUUAACCAUCCUGUUUUACAACCUUAUUGGAUGGGAAAAUGUACUUGAACUGCUACUUUUAUAGUGGCUGUUUGCAUACGACCACUUGAUCUAAGUAGGAAGCACAAAUAUAUGGAAGGGAGGGGGGAAAUACGCUCCCAAGCUAUCAGAUGAAAAGGGUUACAGUGAUGUUGGCACUAAUGAAGCCUGUAUCUUGGUUUAGAAGCAAACAUUAAGUAACUCAGUAGAGCACUUGAGAUUGAACAUUUGAAGUCUUGUAAAAUGUAUUGUCUUGUCUUAAUGAGAAGAGAGUUUGUUUUAUUAGUCUUAAUUGCUCUUACCUUUAGCACAAUGGAGAUAAGUUUAAUACAAGAUAUGCUGUAUAGGCCGAUGGCAAUCAAGAGUGUGCAUCUGACACGAUUUAUUUUCCAUCAUAUACAUCUUACUAAUGUUAAAACGUAUGACCUUGUACAAUCACAGUUCCUUUUACGAGUUCCAUUUGGACUGUAUAGGAAUUUUUAGUCUGAAUUAAAGAGAUUUUGUUUGCAGUCAUGUUCAGUGGGUUGGAGUCCUCCUCUCAGCUCAGAAUUGGAUACACUGCCAUGCACAGAACACUGCCGUGACAUAGCUCCAAGUAAACCAAUUAUCUCAAAAGUUAUGAGUGAGCAACACUUGCACAGUAAAAGUGGUCUAUUACUCUGCUGUUAAUGAACCCAUACCAAGAAAAUGUCAUCUGGAUUUGUUGAGGUGAAAUAUAAAAAUGUGUGCCUACAACACUGACUUGAUAUUUAGGAGACUGGUCUGACUAUGGGUCAUGUGUUCUAUGUGGAAGAGUAAAUGAUCAGCACUAUUUUUGUCUUUAUUUGUAAUCUGAUAUGGUUAAAGAUAACUUUUGUUUUGCUACAAAUGUUGGGAUGUGAAUCCCGAGUGACUCGUUGUUAACGUUGUGAUGAUUAUUCUAAAUAAUCCAAUUCUACCAAAGCUUGCUCCAAUUUAGCUGUUUCCAGAUGUUGUUUUGUGUACAAACUUUAUGUUUCCAUUAAAGUCUGUGAUUUCAG